This is a messenger RNA of Fusarium sp. VM40, 1764 nucleotides long. NCBI's taxonomy places the organism in Eukaryota, Fungi, Ascomycota, Sordariomycetes, Hypocreales, Nectriaceae. The record is from the annotation of a GenBank genome assembly.
AUGACAUCCGAAAAAGUUCAAGUCCUCAUCAGUGGUGGCGGCUCCGCCGGCCUCACAGCGGCCAUCUGGCUAGCCCGUUUCGGCAUAGACUUCAAGAUCCUCGAAAGACGCCCAGGACCUCUCGAGAUCGGCCAAGCAGACGGCGUACAAUGCCGAACAGUUGAAAUCUUUGAGAGUCUAGGGCUUGCUGAUAAACUCCUGAAAGAAGCUUACCAUGUCAUGGAAGUAGCAUUUUGGUCACCUGGUGACGAUGGGCAGCUCCAGCGGAAGGAUCUUGCUUACGACACUGAGGAAGGGUUGAGUCAUCUCCCCCAUGUUAUUCUCAAUCAGGCUCGUAUCAAUGAUAUGAUGCUGCAGGAAAUUAUUCGCCUGAGAGGGAAUGGUACCAGCGGAGUUGUAUAUAACUCUCAGGUUGAAAGUGUGCGGGUUCUGGAUGAUGCUGGUGACUACCCCGUCGAGGCCGUCGUCAGUCAGAACGGAGAAACUCAGCGCUAUCGAGCACAAUACGCAAUCGGCUGUGAUGGCGCUCAUAGUACUGUGCGCAAGUCUCUCGGCUUUAGAAUGGUCGGCGACUCAAGUGAUUCUGUCUGGGGAGUCAUGGAUGUCUACCCCAUCACCAACUUUCCCGAUAUUCGCAAAAAGGCUAUGCUUCAGAGCCAAAACAACGGAAACCUCAUGAUUAUCCCCCGCGAAGGCGACGAGAUGGUCCGCUUCUACAUUGAGCUCGCUGGAGCAACCGCACGAGAUGUCACCGAGCAAGAUCUCAUCAACAAAGUCAAGGGGAUCUUUCAUCCUUACGACAUCGAUAUCGCUCGAACUGUGUGGUGGUCGGCUUAUGUUAUCGGUCAGCGUGUCGCAGAUCAUUUCACCAAGGAUUUCCGCGUCUUCCUUACUGGUGAUGCCUGCCAUACACACUCCCCCAAGGCUGGCCAGGGUAUGAACGUCAGUCUACAAGAUGGUUUCAACAUCGGAUGGAAGAUGGCUCAUGUUCUCACUGGCCGCUCACCGCCUUCUGUCCUCGAGACAUAUGUUCUUGAGAGACAGCAGACAGCGGAGCAGUUGAUUGAGUUUGACCGCUCGUUCAGCAAGCUUUUCUCAUCUGAGCACCGUAAGACAAAUGGUCUUUCGGCGCAGCAUUUUCGAGAUAAGUUUGUGGAAGCAGGGCGGUAUACUGCGGGGAUGGCUACCAAUUAUCAGCCUUCGAUCCUGACAUGUCCAGCGAAGAAUAACGACAGUGUUGCAUCCGGACUGACUGUAGGGAUGAGAUUCCCGAGUGCUCCGGUUGUGAGACUCUCUGAUACAAAGCCUCUGCAGUUGAACAAGGUUCUUCCAGCUGACGGUCAAUGGCAUGUAUUAACUUUCUGCUCGGGUGAUUAUGCCAGGAAGGGAUUACAUGAGGUUGCAUCCGGACUCAAUAAGUUGGUCAAGAUGUUUACGCCCUCUGGCGGACACACGGACACAGUGAUAAACAACACCCUCAUUCUCAAAGCAGAGCGAAAGGCCGUGCAGAUUGACCAAUUACCUGAGGUCUUCUUCCCUAAGUCAGGGCAGUAUUCUCUAAGGAAUGUUCAUAGAGUCUUUGUCGACGAUAAGAGUCCAUACAUGCUUGGUUGUGGUCAAGCCUUUUCCAAAUAUGGCAUUGACGCGGAGAAAGGUGCCAUUGUCGUUAUGCGACCUGAUUCAUACGUCGCCCGAAUUCUUCCUCUUUCGGACACUGCUUCUCUAUUUUCAUUCUUUGAAGCGUGUCUUUACAAAUCGGAAUAG